ACACUGAUCGACAGCGCUGUGUUGCUGUUGGAUUGUUUGGCUAAGUGGCAAUAAAAAUAAUAGUGCAAAAUAAAUAGCAAUGCUUAGUACUUGAGCGAAAUGGAUAAAUUACGUGGCAGCGCGCAGCUGGGCGAUCAGCAGCUGCAGCAACAACAACUGCAGCAACUGGAACAGUAUCCCAAGAACACCAUUGAACAAUACUUGCGCGCCUCCACAAAGAUCAAGAAAAUCGAACGUGUUGUCUUCUUCAAACGUUUUGCGCCCAGCGUGGCCGAUGUCCAGGCGGAUUUCCAGCGUCUCGCCUACAGCUUCGAGGAGUCGGGCAUCAUGCAAUAUGCGGCAAUGUGUCACAUUGGGUAUGCCAAGUGUGAAUCAUAUGGCGGGUCACCACAACGCGAGGCUGAGGCAUAUGUGCGUGCCGCACGCGCCUUUAUGCUGGCCCACAACGAGUUCCGGCUGCUGCACUUGCGCACCGGACACAAUGGCUUCCGUGAAGGCGCCCUGCAUUGCUAUCACAAUGCGGCGGAGCGUGUUGCCGACAGUGGCGUCUUCAAGGCGGCCGUGCUGCGUGAACUGCAGCAGUUGCAGCAACGCCAGCUGGAACGCACCAGCAGCUUUGCCUCGCCCACACAUCGCAUCAAUGAGCUGGAGCUGAGCGCCGAGAUGAGCAUGGAACGCGAAGACUAUCGCAACGCACUGCUGCAGCUGGACGACAUCGUGGACAAUAUCUAUGAGCGACGUGCUCCGCUAAUGUACGGCGAACUCUUGCGCCGCGUUGAGGUGCUGCGUCUGCUGUUGUUGCUGCAUCUGAAUUUGCCACCAGCUCGUCAAUCGCCCGCCCACAUUAAGCUCAUCGAAUACUAUUAUACGUUGGCACAAUUUCACCCAGACGUGGCCGCACCUUGUUUGGUCUACAACAACGAGCAGGUGGAACGCCCCGGCGCCUUUGUGCCCCACCAGCAGCAAUAUGCGCUGGCCGAGAUCGUGUGCGCUUGGGUGGAGCGCAAGAUGUGCGAUCUGAAGCAGCUGUUGCGCGACUUUGGCAGAGAGCAUAGUUCUUUGAGUCAAACGGAGCGACAAUUGCUGAAGAUCAUCUAUUCCGAACUAUCCAAGAUCUAUUGAAGAGAAAUCAUCAACUGUAUAUUAUACUAUUUAAACUACAUAUACAUAUAUAUACUAUAUAUUCUAGUACAUAGUGAAGAAAAUAUCGCUUAAGUGUAAUCAAGUCUACCAAUUAACAUUUUCAACGUGCCUACACGAGAUGCGAAGCCAACUACUAUAAACAUUAACUAUCGUCUGUAAAAGUUUCUUGAUGUGUUAACGUCUCAAUUACAACACAACAACAAAACAGAAAUUCGACCUCUUACAACCGAUGCAAUAAAACUGUCUGUUCUUACCAAAAA
Molecule: messenger RNA, 1403 nt
Organism: Drosophila sulfurigaster albostrigata
Lineage: Eukaryota; Metazoa; Arthropoda; Insecta; Diptera; Drosophilidae
Gene: Hap40
Exons: 2
Coding region: 100-1122 (340 amino acids)
Biological process (GO): vesicle cytoskeletal trafficking
Cellular component (GO): early endosome
Source: RefSeq, a predicted model, not a curated record